Molecule: messenger RNA, 3529 nt
Organism: Vanessa atalanta (red admiral)
Lineage: Eukaryota; Metazoa; Arthropoda; Insecta; Lepidoptera; Nymphalidae
Gene: fz2
Product: frizzled-2
Exons: 3
Coding region: 421-2049 (542 amino acids)
Biological process (GO): non-canonical Wnt signaling pathway; canonical Wnt signaling pathway
Cellular component (GO): plasma membrane
Molecular function (GO): Wnt-protein binding; Wnt receptor activity
Source: RefSeq, a predicted model, not a curated record
UCCGUCAGGCUAUUCGGUCUAGCGAAUCAGUCCCUCUCCGCGCGUCGCCGUGUGAAUACGUUUCAAAUCGCACGUUUGUUUUCGUAACUACCGCUAUCAUUUGUUUCAAACAAUCGCUCAGCUGACUGUGACUUAACACUAUAUGACUGGAAAAGUGCUACAUAAGUAAUAGUUAAGAAGAUCUACCUCGUGUCGAGUGAAUUAAUCGUGAACUGUGAAGAAAUAUUCUCAGUUGAAUGUAAAAAUAUACGCGUCGCAGGGACCGUUCCAACGCGUGUUGAUCGAUACUUUUAAAUGAUAACAUGGAUUCAAUUAGGUGUUGUUUAAGACGACGGUGAAGUUGGUGAAUUUAUUAGUGUUGUGUUGUGAGAGAGAACUCUGCUGUUUCGAAUAGCGAUGCGAUUAGCGUAGUUGCUGAGUAUGUGGCGCGCGUGGCGUUGCGCGCUCGCGCUAGCGGCGCUGGCGGCGGCAGAUGCGCUGCAGCCGCGCUGCGAAGAGAUCACCAUACCCAUGUGCCGCGGCAUCGGGUACAACCUCACCUCCUUCCCUAACGCACUCGACCAUGACACGCAGGAGGAGGCUGGCCUCGAGGUUCACCAGUAUUGGCCCCUCGUCGAAAUCAAAUGCUCGGCGGAUCUGAAAUUCUUCCUCUGCUCCGUGUACACACCGAUAUGUAUAGAAGACUACGCGAAGCCGCUGCCGGCGUGCCGGAGCGUGUGCGAGCGCGCCCGUGCCGGCUGCGCGCCGCUCAUGCAGAAGUACGGCUUCCAGUGGCCCGAGCGCAUGGCGUGCGAGAAGCUACCGCGCCUAGGCGACCCCGAGAACCUGUGCAUGGAUGAAAACGACCGCGCCCAGGAGCCCGAGCCGCCGCGACCCCCGCCGCGUCGGCCCUACAAAAAAGACUGCAAGGAUCCAAAAAACUGCGAAAGCGGCCCGGCUGCAAGCCCGGGCGAGGCGGCAAGCGACGAGUGCGCGUGCGCGUGCCGGCCGCCGCUGGUGAGCGUGCGAACGCUACACAACGCCAGCGCCACCACCGCCGGCGUGCCCGCCUGCGCGCUGCCGUGCCGCGGCGCCUUCUUCACGCGCGAGGAGAAGGAGUUCGCGGCCGUGUGGGUCGCGCUCUGGGGCGGCCUCUGUGCCGCCUCUACCCUCAUGACGCUCACCACCUUCCUCAUCGACUCCCAGCGCUUUAAGUACCCCGAGCGCCCGAUCGUCUACCUCUCCGCUUGCUACUUCAUGGUCGCUCUCGGCUACCUCACGCGCCUCGCGAUCGGCCACGACGAGGUCGCCUGCGACGGCGCCCUGCUCAAGACUUCAGCGAACGGCCCGAGCGCAUGCACGCUCGUCUUCAUACUGGUGUACUUCUUCGGAAUGGCGUCAUCGAUCUGGUGGGUCGUGCUGUCGUUCGCGUGGUUCCUCGCCGCGGGCCUCAAGUGGGGCAACGAGGCGAUCGCGGGACACGCGCAGUACUACCAUCUGGCCGCCUGGCUCGUGCCGGCCGCCAAGACCGUGGCGGUCCUGCUCGCCGGCGCCGUCGACGGCGAUCCGGUCGCCGGCGUCUGCUACGUCGGCAACACCUCGCCCGAGAACCUCAAAAAGUACGUGCUCGCGCCGCUCAUCGUGUACUUCGCGCUCGGCGCGACCUUCCUCCUCGCCGGCUUCGUGUCGCUGUUCCGCAUCCGAUCGGUCAUCAAGCGGCAGGGCGGCAUCGGCGCCGGCUCGAAGGCCGACAAGCUCGAGAAGCUGAUGAUCCGCAUCGGCGUGUUCAGCGUGCUGUACGCGGUGCCGGCCGGCGUCGUGAUCGGCUGCCUGGCGUACGAGGCGGGCGGGCGCGAGGCGUGGCUGCGGCGCGUGGCGUGCGGCGCCGCGUGCGGCCCGCGCCCGCUCUACUCCGCGCUCAUGCUCAAGUACUUCAUGGCGCUGGCCGUGGGCAUCACGUCCGGCGUGUGGAUCUGGUCCGGCAAGACGCUGGAGUCGUGGCGGCGCGUGUGGCGCGGCGGCCGCGCCCCGCCCCCCGCGCACCGCGCGCUCGUGAAGGGAGCCGUGUGACGCGCCCCCGCGGGGCCGCCCCCCGCGCCCGCCCCGCUGCCGCCGCCCGCGCCCCCCGCGCCGCCCGCGUCGCUGCCGCCCACCGCGCCCUCGGCGCGCUCGGCGCAGCCGCUGUCCGACUACGGGCCGGUGUAGCUUCCCUCCGGGGACCCGACCCGGCGCGCUCGCGGGGCCCGCCGACCGACCGCCGAUACCGGACGCCGACGAACGUUUCGAUCGCAGUGAUCGACCGCGCCGCCACACCGAGCGGCGAGACCGUCCGAUGGAGGAACUUUCGUACCGGUCGUCCGGCCGACCCCCCGGUGCGCCGCGUGACUUGUGCCAUGCGAAGAAAGCUGUAGAGUUGAGCGGGACCGUUCCCGCGCCGGUGCCGCGUGACUCGUGUUCGGACUCGGAGCUGGUGCCGAGUGAGUGAGUGCGCGUAGUCUAGUCGUAGCGCCGCACGCGCACACAUAUACGUAAUAGUGAGUAAGUCCGGCGGUGGCGUCCGAGCCCGCAUCGCUUCUCGAAGUUUACAAAAUUGUAGUUCCACUGCCGUCGAUUGCUUGUAGAAGCCGAUGCCGAUUAAAUUUGUUUAAAUAUCUAUUGAACAUUGAUUCAACGCCUGACGGGUCUUGUGACUUAAUACCUAUCGACGAUCACGUUAACGCGUUAAGUGACGCGCUUUUAACGUCAAGUAUUCUUGUGACCUAAAUGGAGCGGGAACUCGCGACCUUGUUUAGGAACGGAAGGAGGUAUUAAGUGGCAUUACCUGAUUAGCGCCAUGUUCCCAGAGAAAGGCUAGAAUAGAACGAACGUUAGUGAUUAAUCUAUUUAAAAUCGCUGUUCAAAUUGCCUUUACAUAAGUUAUAAGACUAAAAUUUUAUAAAUCUCAUUUUUAAAUAUAGUAAACCUAAUAUAAAUACUUUUUUGAAGGUAAUUUGAACGAGUGGUAAUGUUGAAAUUAAAAAAUACAUGCGAUAAUACCCGAACAGUUAAUUACUAAUGUGCUUGGAACUAUAUUUAUAACAGAAUCCCUAAUAUUUGUAUAGAAAAUUAAAUAAGUUUUCAUAAUCUAAGUCACCCUUCUGUAAAUAUUGUAAUAAGUUGAUGAUUCAUGUUAUGAUCACGAGAACUUAACGUACAUUUGUAAAUUGUAACGCAAGCUCUGUUCAAAGCGCCAUCUGCCGUUACCGUUGCGUUAGUAGGCUGUAGAUGGCUCUGUUUCGUAAUAUUAACGCCAUCUCGGAGUGAAUAGCAAUAACCAAUUAUACUGCCAUCUAUUGUUUAGUAGUAGUACUAAUGUUCAUGUGAUGGCGUCUAAAAUUGUACCUUUGACGUCGCAUGAUGUGCAAUAAUUUUGUAUAUCUUUCUAUAUUAAUGUACCCUAACGAGAAGUGGGAUGUUUAUGUAUACACGGACACCGCAGCCGAUAAAUCAUCAUGUAAUUUAUUUUAUAUUGUAACUGUAGAUAAAUAAAGUGACUUUUUUAUGUACCAAG